This is a messenger RNA of Carassius gibelio (silver crucian carp), 2208 nucleotides long. RefSeq lists its product as uncharacterized. The transcript is spliced from 5 exons. Gene Ontology annotation, biological process: lipid transport; lipoprotein metabolic process. Gene Ontology annotation, molecular function: lipid binding. Bases 340 to 1527 code for a protein of 395 amino acids. Gene Ontology annotation, cellular component: membrane; extracellular region. Lineage: Eukaryota; Metazoa; Chordata; Actinopteri; Cypriniformes; Cyprinidae. The record is from RefSeq and is a predicted model, not a curated record.
GCAUUGUCGGAGUUUUACUGUGCCUCAUUUCACUACAUUACAUAACUAGAUUAUUUAAAUGAAAAAAGUGCUUAAUCGUAGGAAAUAUAUAUAUUUCUAGUUGCGGAUGCAGGAAUUGAUGUGGUGAGAAACUCUUGAUGAAGAAACCACAAAGAGGGAACUUGUGGUAACCUACAGUAACAUUUUGAUCAAGAAAUUGCAGAAGUGCGGAUCCAUAUGCAAGCUUUUAUUCCUUGACAUGGUCUAAACACAGACAGGGUCGAAACAGGAGCAAACAGUGAAUUCAGUGGAUACGUUUAACCAAAGAGACUCGAUCAGAAAUAUAUCUGCCUGUCAGUGAUGGACCAGCAUAAAUCAGGGUUUGACACUUGUGGGGAUCAACUAGAAGAGACAUGUAAACGGAAGCUUCACAUUUUUGAUGACUUCAAAACAAUGAUAAACAAAUUGAACUUAGAUUUUGACACAAAGCAUCAGUCACUCACUGGUCAAAUAGAGAAGCUCACCUCCAUCACUAAUGAACUGGAGUCCAUGCACAAGAACACUACUGUGGGCAGUUUGACAGGAGCAACAAUGGGAGCAGCUGGAGGAAUCGCAUCUAUAGUGGGUCUGGCUUUGGCCCCGGUCACAUUAGGUGUUUCUUUAGGUCUUACUGCUGUUGGUAGUGUUCUUGGAGUAGCUGGAGGAGCAACAGGUGUAAUAUGCAACAGCAUUAAUAACAGCGAGCAGAAACGCCUGCGAGAGACUCUUGAGAAGAUCACCAGUGAUUUCCAGGUCACAAUAAAUGCAAUGCUUGAGAUUAUUAAUACAAUAAUCAACAGCACAGAAUAUAUACAACAGCUGGUGCAGCAGGAUAUGAAUGAUUAUAUACCAGCCAGGAUGAUGCAGGGAGGAAAAGAUAAAGUGAGAGGCAUUGCAGCCAUUUCAGGACUUCCUAAAGCUGAAAUGUCCCAAAAGAGUGAAGUGGCUAAAUACUUUGACAAUGCUGUAUUAUUGUCUAAACAGGCUAAAACAGCCUUCAAGUCUGUCAAAAAGAUUAGUUCAUCUUCAGAGACUGUCAGAAACAUUCAUAUGACAUCAAAGGUUGCCAAAUCUAUGCGUUUGUCUUCAGAGAACGUCAGAGUUGUCAGUGUGUCUGCAAAAACGGCAAAAGCUGUCCGUUCAGCAGCAGCGCUCAGCGGUGUAAUCUCAGCUCUGUUUGUUGCUGCUGAUGUUUACUGCAUUGUUAAAAAUUCAGUGGAGAUCUAUGAAAUGAAUAAUUCGGCAGACGAAAAGAUUGCGAAAAAAACCAAAUCAGAUGCUUUGAAAUUCAUUCAUCAGAUGAAAGAAACAGCUCGUCAUUUUGAGACGACUCUGAAAGAAAUUAAAGACGCUAAAGACACUGCUAUCAGAGAGUUUAAUACAGAGUUUGAAAAUGGCACUUCGGUCCUGGUUAGACAAAAGCACAGAGGCAACUAUAAUGAUCUUCUUAUAUUGAGCAUUGGUUUGAAUGUUUUUUUUAUUUUGUAUUUUUUAUUCUUUAGCCCUUAAGAGUAGCUCUUCACAAAUAAACCACUUAAUCUGGGUUGUAUUUUGUUUCUGUUGUUCUGUUAUACAUAUUACCAUAGUGUAAUGUAAUUUGGUCUGCAGUGUGAAGUGAACUGUCAUUAUUUUUUCUCUACUUAUGGAUCCAAUAUACUGUAUAAUUAACAAAAAAUGUAAUAAAAAAAAAUAAUGAAAAAUAUACUUUAUACAUUUAUGUACAAACACAUAUACAAAUGAUGUUCAGAGGAUGCUUUUUGCUGACAGUAGAGUCUACGACCAUUAACAGCCUUGAAAUGGACUUUAAAUAAGACUCUGUUUAAACCUGCUAUUAAGAUGCAUUUUGGUCGAUCAAUCAUUGUGAUUAUUUUCAUUCAUUUAAAAUGUGUCUGUUUUAAAAGGCAUUGUGUCUCUUUAUCUUGUUAAUCCUUCUAAUUCUUCUAGCCUCAUUGUUAGCUCUAAGGAGAGGGUGCCAUGUUUUCUUUUAAAUAUGUUCACCACUGUUUUUGGGAAUCAAGAUAGUAGAGGGAAGAUUAAGUUGUUUGUUCUGUUUUGGUGAUUUAGUUCUCUUUCUGGGAGUUAGUGACCUUUAUCUUUGUUGUUUUGGCUAAGACCCUCUCCUGAGGAUUAAUUACUUGCAUUUUCUUAUGUAGUGUUAUUAAAAUAAACACUUUUUAUUUUCCACAACAA